Molecule: messenger RNA, 2311 nt
Organism: Monodelphis domestica (gray short-tailed opossum)
Lineage: Eukaryota; Metazoa; Chordata; Mammalia; Didelphimorphia; Didelphidae
Source: RefSeq, a predicted model, not a curated record
CAGGGUGGGCAACAGUGCAUCCCAGCUGGGUCAAUCACCAGGGAGGGCAAGAGAGAGGGUAGUGUUGGGAAGAUAUGGUUAAGUUUCAACCUGCCACUACCAUCCUCAUACUUCACAAGGGGCACAGAGAGAAGAGGAGCGCGGGAAAAGGCAGGGGCGGGGGCAGGGGGGCGAGCGCGUAGUGGGCCGUCCGCACACUGAGCGCGCCACGCGGCGCCUCCAGAGGUGGGGGCCUCGCACUGGGGCUGGGGCGCCGCACGCUCCACCUCCUGCUCUUCUCCGGCUCGCGCGGCUGCUACUACUGCCUCGGCUCCUCCUCGCAGUCCCAGGUCGCGCCUUGGCAGCUGGAGAUGUUUAACCGGGCAGUCAGCAGGCUCAGCAGGAAGCGGCCGCCUUCAGAUAUACAUGAUGGUGAUGGGACUCCUAGCAGCAGCCACCAGAAUGUAAAAGGCACUGCAAAAUGGGCAACCUCCUUGGAGAACUUGCUUGAAGAUCCAGAGGGAAUUAAACGUUUUAGGGAAUUUUUGAAAAAAGAAUUUAGUGAAGAAAAUGUCUUGUUUUGGCUAGCAUGUGAAGACUUUAAGAAAAUUCAAGAUAAGAAACAGAUGCAAGAAAAGGCAAAAGAAAUUUACAUGACUUUCCUCUCCAGUAAAGCCUCAUCACAAGUUAAUGUGGAGGGACAGUCUCGCCUAAAUGAGAAGAUCCUAGAGGAGCCUCAUCCUUUGAUGUUUCAGAAGCUGCAGGACCAGGGAAUUGCAUCCACAUACACACAAAACCGGGUACAAGAAUGCAGAAGAUGAUCGAGCAUCAGGCAAAUAUGAGGAAGAGGAGAUCUGGAAGAUUUUCGAAUUACAGCACAAACUGAGUGAGCUACAUGAAUCCGGAGCUGCAGUACAAGCCGGACCACUAGACUUCUCACUUCAUGACCUGAACCCAGGAGACAACGUGUAUAUAAAGAACUUCCAGUGUACGGGAGCAACCCAGCCUUCCUGGGAAGGACCAUUCCAAAUAUUGUUAACUACUCCAACAUCUAUAAAGGUUGGAGAAAAGGACUCUUGGAUUCAUUGCUCACAUGUAAAGAGAGCAUCUUCUGUUGAGACUGAUUGACUGUAUCCUAUACAUGCAUUGGAGAUAACUACCCAUUGACAAGUGGAACUGUUUUAUUCUGCUUUUGACACAUUGAAUUCCUAAAUUUAUUUUUUUCUUUUUUCUUUUUUCUCUUUUCCUUAUUUUAUUAUUAUUAUUCUUUUAUUAAAAUAUUUUAUUUUUUCCCCUUUUUCUUUUGUUUUCUUUUGUUUUUUAUUUUGUUUUGGAUUAAUUCAUACACCCCCACAUCUAAACCUUGCAUCCUCAGCUGGACUCAGUGUUUUUUUCAACACUUUCUUCAGGGGGGAUUGUAUUUUCACAAAAUCCAAGAUUUAAAUUUAUUUGAGAUAGAUCUUCAGAGAAGAAGUUUGCUAAUUCCUAAAUCCAGAGAAUGGAACUGUUGCAGAAAGAUGCCAAAAAACCUACAUUACAUCAAGAAGAAGAAUGAACCUUGGGGUGUGGUUGAUUGAACUGAAGGUUGAUUGAAUUUAUUUUGAAUGUACACUCUUCUGCCAAAGGGGACUGUCCCCUAAUUGGCUUUUGUCAAUGUGCCCAGCAAAACAUUGGUUUUGCUGUCUCUCUCUCCAUCUCUCCUAUUUUUCCCUUAUCUCUAACUAUUGUAAUUUCCUAGCUGGUAUGUUUACCAGACCCAUCAGAGAGACUAGUCUUCCUCGGGCCUCAGGGGGGAUUGUGAAUUUCAAACCAACUCCACCCUGUUCAGACCAUUCUUUGGAGGAUGGGAUUUAGCUAUUUCCUACAGAGUCAUGUCUUGGAAACUGCAGUCUCCACUCUACUCAGGUAGAGAUUAGGAAGGGCUGCAGCAAAACUCAAGAUUUAAUUAUUUGAGAAUAUGGCCCUCAACAGACAUAUGCAAAAAAAGGACAGACCUCUGGGCGGUCCUAGGUCAAACUAGAGCCACCAUUGGGACUUGUGAGGCACAGGAAGUGAGGGAGGGAACAGCCUCUGGAAUUCGCUCACUUCCUGGGGACAGGGCGAGACGGGAGUUCAUGCUAGGAGCUUGAGCAGGGAGGAGGCCCGCAGACAGCUUCCCUUGAGAUUGAUCACGCGAAUCAAGGACUGAUUCUUCUUCUCUACCUUGGCCCCUUUGGGCCUAAUCUCCCUCUGCCUUGGCCAGAGGUUGAGUAACCCCUUUCCCUUUUCUCCUCUCUCCUUCUCUCCCUCUCCCUUUCUUACUCCCAUUGUGAUUAAACCACCACAAACUCUG